AUGAUGAUGCCGUCAACAGAAGCGCAGAUGCUGAUUAGACAAAACAAGGAUCUCCGUCAGGAGAUUUGCGAAAUGGUGUUCCAUUUCAUGAAUGGAGAGGUGGACAUGUCUCUCUUAAGAGCUUUGGGUACUAAAGAAUUGUGUGCUUUGGCCAAGAAGCAUACCAAGGCGGCUAACAAUCCAGAGAAGGGUGAGUCUUCUUCGUCUCUUUUCGUGUUUUCUAGAGUGGUUGCCCCAAUCGAGCGUGAAGAUCGUAAAGACUCGGUUGAAAUCAACUGCCAAGGUCUUUAUGAUUUUUAUUACAAUACGCUUCCACCGAUAAUCGAUGCCUUUGUUAAAGAUGCUAACAAGAACUUGAAAGUGAGUGUGAAUGAAGAUGGUGGUCCAAGUUCGGAUCUAAAUCAGCGUAUGGAUGACAUGAGAAACUUCAUUGCUGUGUUGAGGGCGCAGAGAGGUGCCUCUGGGGUUGGAUAUAAAUCCAACUAUAAAGGCAAUCCUUCCAUGAUAGGCAGCCACAAAGAAGCUUACUUAACCCUCGAUUGCAGCCACUGCGGGUCCCCUUUCAUCCUCACCGCCGCAGAUGCAGAUAAUGCUAUCCGUGUCUUGUCCUCCACCAUCACCAGCGAUCCAGAUGAAGAUGCUUCUGCUCCUAACACCACCAAUAACCCUUAG
This is a messenger RNA of Microthlaspi erraticum, 672 nucleotides long. The record is from the annotation of a GenBank genome assembly. NCBI's taxonomy places the organism in Eukaryota, Viridiplantae, Streptophyta, Magnoliopsida, Brassicales, Brassicaceae.